This is a messenger RNA of Symbiodinium pilosum, 3561 nucleotides long. The record is from the annotation of a GenBank genome assembly. NCBI's taxonomy places the organism in Eukaryota, Dinophyceae, Suessiales, Symbiodiniaceae.
AUGUCUAUUGAUCCACCAGAAGCCGACUGGGCGAGCUUCAAGACACUUGCUGAUGUUAUCAAGUUCGCUGGGCUGCAGGGAGACACAGCUGACAGGGACACGAUAGCUGGUUCACCUUGCUAUCUCCUGGGUUCGGAUGGGUCUGACCACCCGCGUAUCUUUGCCUUGAUUGCUGAGCCGGAUUUUUUGAAGCUGCUGGAACAAUGGAAGGUUCCUGUGAUGACUGCUGGGUCCCUUUCCUUGCAGGACCCUACGCCACGGCAAUUCGGACAGGGCGCGCUUGUUGGCAGGACAUGCCGCGUGGUGGUGGGCCUCGGCUCUGGACAGGCCAGUCCUGGCCCUACAUCUCCUCCGCCAGCUGCCAUGCAAGCACCGAAAAGGAGGGUGAAAUUGAGCACCAUUAUAAAUCAGACGGACGACCUCGAAGUGGACAUCCUAGACGAUGCUGCAAUCACUGCAGCAUAUGCGAGAUAUACAAGGAAGAUCGGUGCGGCUCCUCCGCCGGACCAAGAACUCAGUGCGGAGCAGCUGACAGUGCUGCACCGUCUGUUUCAGAGCGGCAGAGCGCCCUAUACAGACAUGGCUGUCUGGGGCCCUUACCAUCACCGCCUGGCGAAGAAGAUCAGACUGAAGGGUGUUCGCCUGAACUCACUGGGCGAGAUCGUGCCGGUGGAGAUAAAUGGGCCACCUGAUUUCGAGGCUUGGCGGGAGAGCUAUGGUGUAUUCAAGACUGGUUGCAUCAUGUUCGGACAGAUAUCUCCUGCUAGAUUGGACUGCUAUGAGCACCACAUCCGGUCUUAUCGCGAGCGCUACGGCCAAGGUUGCUGGGCCUUGCUUUAUCAGGCCGAUGCCAUGGGAGUGGGUCUGGAACAGGAUGGUCAAGGAGCACGCGUUCUGGCAUCGCGAGCUCGAGGAACCGGCCCUACUCAUCCUUGCAAAGUCGCAGAGAACGUCGCAGGUCCUGGGAGCGGAUGCACCCGUGGAAACCCCAAGUGGCGUAGCACCGAGGGCGGCGCCUGCGCAAGCGCCGCAACACUGCUGCACGGACGGACGGAGAUCCAGACUUCGCUGCAGAAAGAGGCUGGCGGGGACGCAAGCAAUAUGGCCACACCUCGCAACCCUUUGUUCCUGCGUCUGUUUAGUGGGCCGUCGGGGCGCAAAGAUGGUCUGGCCGCCGCUCUCAGGCAAUUGGGCAGCAACUGCGAGGACUGGGACAUUGUCAAUGGUGACCUCUGUGUCCUCGCGGACGAUGCCACUUACCGGAAGCUAAGGCGGCGGAUCGUCAAUGGCGUCUUCGACGGCGGGUUGUUGGGACCACCUUGUCAUACCUUCUCCAACGCCCGUAAGGAGGACGACGGAGGGCCUCGACCUAUACGGCGGCCAGGCGAUCGCGGCAUCUAUGGCAGAUCCGACUUGACCCCGGAUGAGAAAGAGGAUGUGCGACUUGGGACCUUGUUAGCGCUUAGGGCCUUGGACGUUUUAAGGUGUCUUCGUGAGCAAGACAAGCCAGUGAUUCUGGAACAGCCGGCGCGCGUCGACGAUGAGGAGGCUAUCAGUAUGCUCUUCAAGCAGCUACUGGCCUUGGAUGGAGUUCACCACACUCGCCUCUCCAAUGCGGCUAUGGGGUUUGCGGCGCAUCCACCGCUGAAAGGCAAGGAAGCAUUUGUGCCGGCGGAGCAAUGGAGGCCUGACGUGUUGCUCAGUGAUGGGGCCAGACGGGCGAAAUUUCGGCACAUGCCAUACCUCACCAAGGCGGCGGCUGCAUACCCUGGAGGCCUGAAUGAGUACUUUGCCCAUAAGCUGGUGACUGCCCACGGCGAUGCGAUCGCAAAACGCUGUGGCUGGAAGCUGACAGGCAGAUGGAAGAACGUGUUGGUCAGGGACGUCCCCGAGCCGUCACAGGAGGGUGCGAGCGUGGUACCGACGAUGACAUGGUCGCCUGCUCUCAGGGGAAAACAUACACAAGCUGACGCUGACGAAGGCGACAGCUGCCUCGGCGGAAUGAGACAUCCGCGCAAAGCUAUGGAGACGAUCAAGGGCUUCGAUCGAGCUGGCAAGGCUGUCUUCGGCGUCAUUAACCGCUACUUGGAGGAGAACCCUGACUUGCAGCAACAGUGCUUAGCAGCCAUCGGCUCGGACGAGGCAGACCAAAGGCCGGACGAGAAACAUGUGAACGAGCUGGCCCGGCGCCUUGGAUCUGUGUUCAACGCUACUCCGCGUACAGACGGGGACGGUCUGGACUUCGAGCUGCUGGGCGCAUGGGGUCGCGUGGCAGGAGACCCCGAUGCUGGCUGCGUGGAAGAAUGGUUGCGGGGUGGAUCGCCGCGGGGAAUUUCGUCUCACAUUAGAGACCCCGGCAAGAUAUUUCCGCCGGACACUGGGUCAGCGGAGGCAGCCUGUGAGGAGGAGCUGCUGCAUGAUCCUGCGGAUCAUGAGAAUUAUAAAUCUGUAGACGCUGACGCCAUGGCCAUCUCUGAAGUACACAGACUUAUAAAUUCCGGCUAUGUGAAGACCUUUGAGGACCUUCACUCGUGCGCUUCGUGGCUGGGCGGCGCACCGUUGACGUCCAAACUUGCAAUGGUGAGCAAAGAAAGGGCGGAUGGCGCCGCCAAACGCAGGCCGGGUGCAACUUCCCCGACCAGCCGAUCGGAAGGAGAGCAGGUGGAAGCACUUGUUCUCGAUUUCAAGGACUGGUUUUAUUCGGUUCCCUCGUUGCACUCCGAGCAGCGCUACUUCGCCACGGCUUAUCGUGAACAAGCUGACAGCCCCCUGCGCCGCAUUGUUUUCCUCACGCAGACGCAAGGCAGCAAGAAUGCGCCGCUAGUCUGUGGAAGAGUGGCUGCGUACAUCGGACGGCUCAGCCAGAGCCUUUUCAGGCUGGCCUCAAUCUUGAUUUGUCUCUGGCUGGCGCUACGCAUUCCACUGGCAUUUGAGAAAGCGUCUCGGGGAACGGACUUCACAUGGAUUGGCAUCCACUACUGCGUCAAAGCUGGCGACCUGAUGCGGGAGAUCCUCGAGGCUACCCAGGAGCAUCUCAAGACCAAUGUGGUCAGCGUUCGAGACCUUCAGAAGUACGUGGGUAAGGCCAACUACGUGGCGGGCGUGGUGGAUACUUGGAGGCCGUUCCUCACAGAUCUCUGGGCCGUCAUAAACAGCUGCGGCCCGGACUCGCGCCCGCCAAACUGUGUCUGGACAAGGCAAUGGGUCAGCAUGGUUCCUCGAUUCCUCGCGUUCUUCAAGGGUGAGGCCGGCUCGCUGGUUCGAGAGUACAGGGUGAGCCGCUACUUCGGGAAGGCCAUCAAGAUGAGGAUCGUUACUGAUGCGUCUCCUUGGGGCAUCGGAGGCUUGCUGGCGAUGAAUGACACGCCGGUGGAGUACUUUUGUGACGAGCUGAGUGACUUCGAUUUGGAGCUCGCGGAGGCAGACCGUGGAUCUCCCGACGGUCAACAGGUCUGGGAAGCUCUUGCGGUACUUGUGGCGCUACGGCUUUGGCACUCGCGUUGGCUCAAGCGAGGGGCGUGCCUGCACCUCGGAUCAGACAGUGUUUCUGCGCUCAGCUAG